This is a messenger RNA of Entamoeba dispar SAW760, 2316 nucleotides long. RefSeq lists its product as uncharacterized. The record is from RefSeq and is a predicted model, not a curated record. The transcript has a single exon. Lineage: Eukaryota; Evosea; Mastigamoebida; Endamoebidae. Bases 1 to 2316 code for a protein of 771 amino acids.
AUGAAAAAGAAAGAACUAGAACAGUUGGUUAAUGACAAAAAAGAUUUGGAAAUUCAAUUAUCAAAAUACCAAAUAGAAUACCAAAAAUUACAAAAUCAAAAUGAUGAAUUUAAAAAAAUAAGUCAAAUCAAAGAAAAUAAAGUGGUAUUAUUAAAUGAAAUAAAUGAAAAGGUUCAAAACGAAAUCAAUGAGUUAAAAGAAAAAGAAAAGAUUCAAGAAGAAGAAAAUAAUAAACUUCAACAUGAAAUUAAAAAUCAUUUAAAAACUAUAACAUCAUUAACUGACAAAAUAGAAAUAUUUAAAACAGAAAAUACUAAAAUAGAAAAUUCAAUUCAACAAAAAGAAAAAGAAAAUGAAGUAAUGAAAGAAGAAAAUAAAAAGAAGGAAAAAGAAAUAGAAGAAAUCAAAAAGGAAAAGGAAAUUACUAUAGAAGAACUAAAUCAAGAAAUUAAAAAGAAAAUCGAAGAUUUUGAAAAAAGAAUUAAAGAACAUGAAAUAAUUCAAAGUAAUCAAAUAAUAAUAAUUAAAGAAAAAGAUCAAAACAUUUGUGAAUUGAAACAAAACAUCGAAAAAAUGAAAAGAGUAAUUGAAACACCAAUGAAAGAAAAUGAAGAAAAUUUACAAAAAAUUGAAGUACUAAAGAAAAAAGAAGAAGAACUAAACAAUAAAUUACAAUUAAUUGAACAAGAAAAAACAAAAGAAAUAAAAGAAUUAGAAAAUGAAAAAUUAAAUUUAAAUAAAGAAAUGGGUAUUAAAAUUCAACAAUUAAAAGAAGAAUUAGAAAACGAAAAAAAAGAAAAUGAAAAAAUGAAAGAUUUUAUUAAACAAAAAGAAAUUGCACUUCAAAAAGAAAAAGAAGAAAAAGAAUGUAUUAUACAACAAAAAAUAAGAGACGAAAAAGAAAAAAUUAAUGCACAAGAAAGUAUUAGAAAAAUGGCAGAAAAAAUAGUUCAACAAAAAAUUGAAGAAAAUCAAAAGAAAAAUAUUUUAGAAAGUCUUGAAGAAGAAAGAAGAAAUAGAAAGAAAAUAGAAAAUGAAAAAGAAAUAAUAGAAAAAGAGAAAGAAGUAAUGGAAAAAGAUAUUAAAUUAUUUAAAGAAGAAAUUGAAGAAUUAAAGAAAAAAGAUAAAAAGAAAAUUGAAGAUAUAAAAUUGAUUGAAUUAAUAAAACAACCAACACCAUAUAUUAAUGAAAAUAAAAAGGAAACAAAAUUUACUCCUUAUGGCUCUUUUGUUCUUAAUAAAAUCUUUCCAGAAAAACAACAAAUUUCUCCUAUUUUAAAAACAAUUGCAUUAGGACUUAAAAGUAUUACAUCGUUAACUAAUACUCAUUUAGAAAAUGUGGUAGUUUGUUUUUUGGAAAUGCUAAUCAUGAAAGGAGAAGUUUUAAAACCACAAAAAGGAGAGUUUCUUAGAAUUGAAUAUCAUGGAACUAAUUCUCAAAUUGUAAAUGCAUUAUUUGAAGUAGUAGAUAUAGAAAAUUCUAUUACAAUUGCUUAUGCGUUAAGAGGAAAAUCAUUUAAAUUAAAUGCACAAGCAAAAUUUGAAUGGAAACAAUCAAAAAGUAAAUACAUUGGAAAAUUAACAAGUAAAGAAUGGUUUAUUAAAGGAUAUAUUGAAGAUAAAUUUAUUGAAAUUAUAAUGCCACCAAUGAUUAAUGGAAGGUUUAAUGGUGAUGGCUCUGUUAUUUGUGAUGAUAAAAUUAAUAUAAAAGUUCAUCAUGGAAAAGCAAGUGGAAAUAAUGGAAAUAUUAAAGUUGAUGUUAUUUUAAAAGAAAGUAAAAUUAAAGAAUUAAAAAUUAAAAUUGAAGGUGAAAGUAAAGAGACUCAUGACUUUUAUUCAGAAAGUGAAAUAUAUUGUGUACCUAUUUCAUUACAACAAAAUAUGGAAGAAAUGAAAUUAAUGAAACCAGUUUUUAUUGCUGCUGAAAACGGUAGUGAUUUUGAAGGAAUAUACAAUAUUAUUCAAAAAAGGUGUGAAAAACAACCACUGGAAUUACAUUUUAUUGAAGUUCAAAAUGAGUGGAAAUUAAAAAUUGAAAAUGUAGAUGAAAAGAAUUUGAAAAAAACUUAUGAAAAGAAUGGAAUCAUUGAUGUUUUACCAGAGUCAAUUGAUAAAAUCAAAGACAAUGAAUUGUUAAAUGUUUUACAAUCUUAUCAUGAACAAAUUAAAACAAUGGGUGAAAAUGAAAAUGAUGAUAUUAAAGAAGUCACAGAAGAGUGCCAAAAAAAAUUAGAAAAAAUGGGAACAAUUCUUCAAAUAGUCGCUGUUGUUUCUGUUGCUUUAAUGAGUAUUGUGAUUAAUAUGAUGUUGUUUUAG